CAAGCACUCAAGUCUGUUCAUGGCUUCUCUCCACACUUCUCAUGUCACCCACCCAGCAUCGUGAUGACCACUUGCUCUACCUUCUUUGCCUUGGGCAUGAUGCCUCUGCUUUUGUACGUCUACUCCAGAGGAAUCUAUGAGGGAGACUUAAAGGACAAAAUACCCUAUAAGGGCAUCAUGAUAUCACUAGCCAUGGUUCUCAUUCCUUGCACCAUUGGGAUCAUCCUCAAAACCAAACGACCACAGUAUGUACCCUAUAUCAUGAAGGGAGGGAUGAUUAUCACUUUCAUAUUCUGUGUGGCCAUUACAGCCCUCUCUGUCAUCAACGUGGGCAAUAGCAUCCUGUUUGCCAUGACACCACCUUUGCUGACUACCUCCUCCCUGAUGCCUUUCAUUGGCUUCCUGAUGGGCUAUCUUCUCUCUGCUCUCUUCUGCGUUGAUGAACGGGGCAGACGCACCAUCAGCAUGGAGACAGGAUUCCAAAACAUCCAGCUCUGUUCUACCAUCCUUAAUGUGACUUUUCCCCCUGAAGUCAUCGGUCCACUUUUCUUCUUUCCUCUCCUCUAUAUGAUUUUCCAACUUGCUGAAGCAUUUCUCAUCAUUGUUAUCUUUCGGUGCUAUGAGAAAGUCAAAGCUCCCGAAGGUGAGUACUACCAACCCCUUUCAAAUUCUGCUUCCAUAUUAGACCUGAGCUUACCAACAAGGCAGUUUGUAGCAAGG
This is a messenger RNA of Dipodomys ordii (Ord's kangaroo rat), 720 nucleotides long. Its product is annotated as sodium/bile acid cotransporter-like. The annotation marks the transcript as partial. Gene Ontology annotation, biological process: bile acid and bile salt transport. Gene Ontology annotation, molecular function: bile acid:sodium symporter activity. Gene Ontology annotation, cellular component: membrane. The transcript has 3 exons. The record is from RefSeq and is a predicted model, not a curated record. NCBI's taxonomy places the organism in Eukaryota, Metazoa, Chordata, Mammalia, Rodentia, Heteromyidae.